AUGCUCAAGAGCCAAUCAGAAAACGACACAGAGUCCAAAAGACUUGUGGCUCGACGGGCAUGUCUUUCGUGCCGUGAGAAAAAAAUCAAGUGCGACGGCGAAGCUCUUCGGCUUCAGGCUCAUGACACUGGCAACCGCUCAGUGAUAUGCUCCAACUGCCGCAUGGCCGGCACGAGAUGCAAAUUUGUCCAGAGUAUGCGGGGCGGACGCCGCAAGAAAAGAUCGUCUGUCGCUACUUCCGAGAAACAACGGCCGCUACGGCCUCUGGCGCCUAGCGAAGCCGAAUGGCUGCCAAACGGCCAGUCCAAACCUGAAGACGCAGAACCACCCAAGCCGCAGCGAACGGUGCCAGCCGUGCUGCAAGAACAGACUCCGUUUACUACAGCCCCUUGUACCACGGCCACGCCCGCAUCGCCCAGCUUCCUGCUGCGUCUGUCAUUCGAGGAUCCGGCUCGUACGCGUCUUCCGUCACCCACGCUUCUGCUGGUGUCUUUUGCAGAUCCGUACAGACGGGCACCCCACAGCAACGACUACUUUGACCUCCACGCUCGCCGUGCCCGGGAACUGCAGUUGGCACCGCCCCACUUGCCCUCUCAACCAGUUAUUUAUACGCCGCCCUAUGCGGGUCACUACGGCCCGCCAAUGUAUUAUUCCCCGCCAGGAGCGGCUCCUCUGCCAGGAGCACAUUUGCAAGGCUCGCCUACACCGCAAAUGGGGUAUUACUAUGGCCCACAUACAAUGCCUCCUCCGCCAGCACCUGCACUGGUGAUUUCUGCUCUGCAAAUCCCGCAGCCGUUGUAUCCACCGCAGAAUGACCUUUACUCUCGCAGGUUACCUUACUCGCACAGCCUGGGGCUGUCACACUCAUCGAUGGGACUACGAGCACCUGACUACCGCUCGUUCGAUCGCCUCUCAUCGCGGCUGUGGCUGAAUCUGGCCCCAGAAGCGAAACACACACCACAGUUACCAGACCCUAUGGCAAAGCAGCUGCUGUCCGUACGUAAGCUAGUUUUGGAAAGGUCGUCACCAGAUCCUGUGGCUUAUUUCUCAGCAGCUGAGCUCGAAAACUUUGGUCUUCCGCCUUGGCCAGUAUUGAACCGUGUUCUUGACGUGUACUACGAGUAUGUGCAGCCCAACCAGCAGGUUUUGCCCGGAAAACAGUUCUUUUUGAAGCGCUUAUCGCUCAAAUUGGAUAGCUCCAUCAUUCACGCCAUAAUUGCUAACGUAUGUCUACGUGGAGACUGGCCCUUUGAGCAGAAUGAGUCUUACUGGGUGGAAAAAAUGUACCAGUAUUGGGACAACUUGAAUGACUUCGGUAUGCUCUUGUGUUACACGCUUAUUCGUGAAACCACGGUGAUAAAAACAAGCCAGAAACACUCUGUGGAUAUUCGUGACAAAAUCCAUGAGUUGAUUCAGAGUAACCACUACUUGGAAACCCUUCUGAGUAGCACAAACUUGAACGAGAGAAAAAGGUUUGAAAUUGAGUCCACCAUUCGCAUGGUCUGGAUCUACUGGGUUGGAAUGGUCGUUUUCCGCUUACAUCAAGGCAGACCUUAUUCUAACAUUCAAAUGAUGAGAAGUAACAACCUAUUCACUGCGUCGAAAAUUUAUGGCUUUUCAAAUUCGAGGCUUCCUUUCCCCAUCUCCAAUGAGUGUUACUUGAAGGGAUGUACACAGACUCGGUUAACAUGGAGCGACCUUACGAAAGGUGUCUGCGAGGAUUCAGUUUCUGUGAUCAAAGCAGCGCUGAUUUUAGAAAGGUCAAUGGAUAGCAUUGCGUCCAGCGAUUCUAAGCGACCUCAGUUGAUUGAGGAUAAGGAGUUUGAAAACUUCUUGAAAACUAGGUGCCAUUUUAUAAAAGAAGAUGUGGUCAUCUUGAACUCAAGUUUCCAUAUUUCUACUUUUAUGGUCCUCUAUCUGAAUAUAAUGCAGCGCUGCUUUAUUCUUCGGGAUGUUCUCGCUUUCGAUGACUUGAUGGGAUCUGGAACUAGACAGAAGCCGUUUGGGGAUGAUGGAAAUGACUUUAUCCCAAGAGUUAAAUCGAUUGCUCUCAACACUUUGAUCCGUCCGGAAGAUAUCUCCUCGCGCAUCGAAGAGUUAGAUGAAUUCUCUUGGUUAUGUCUUAGCGAGUUGGUUAGGAACGCCAUAUGCGUACUUGACCUCAUCAAUGUCUACGCCGGAAUAUUACCUAGUGCACCAGGAAAGCGAUAUUCAGUUCUUUUUGGAGUGACAUCUACAGACAACACAUGUGAUUGGUUUGAUAAUCCUGAUCUCAUAACGAAGGGUGAAACAGCGUGGCUUAAGGCAAGUGAUUUCAGCGUUAAAAUUGCUUAUCUCCUUGUCUGUGUAUUACCGAGCUUGGUGGUUUUAAGUAUGUUGGUGGAAAUGAAAAGUAAAGAGGACAAAUUGGAGGUGAGAAUACGGCAUAGCAAUGUCUUAAAGGUCUUACCUUUCAAAGUGCCUCCUCGUGUGAGUGAUCACUUUUCACAAGAAGAGCUCCUACGUGAUUUUGAGAGAGUUGGCGAAUUCCUCCGCUUCCGUUUUCUGGCUGACCGUCACAGAGGCCUAGAUCCCAAUACCAUUCUGAACCUCGAGAAAGUCCGCGAUCUAUUGGGAGAAGUUAUGCGCAACUUAUAG
Messenger RNA from Clavispora lusitaniae ATCC 42720, 2637 nucleotides. It is a transcript of the gene ZCF31, whose product is annotated as Zcf31p. Lineage: Eukaryota; Fungi; Ascomycota; Pichiomycetes; Serinales; Metschnikowiaceae. Gene Ontology annotation, biological process: regulation of DNA-templated transcription. The record is from RefSeq and is a predicted model, not a curated record. Gene Ontology annotation, molecular function: DNA-binding transcription factor activity, RNA polymerase II-specific; zinc ion binding.